Molecule: messenger RNA, 1353 nt
Organism: Tympanuchus pallidicinctus (lesser prairie-chicken)
Lineage: Eukaryota; Metazoa; Chordata; Aves; Galliformes; Phasianidae
Gene: TMEM169
Product: transmembrane protein 169
Exons: 3
Coding region: 328-1251 (307 amino acids)
Source: RefSeq, a predicted model, not a curated record
CAUAGGUGAGAGUAUCUUGCUGGAGGUCUCUGCCUAUCUGGAGGUCUUAAGGCCUUUUGAAUGUAAACAGUGUUUUCUCUUAUUUCUGCACUCGUAGUUGUAUCUGAGUUUAUCAUUUGCUGUGGCCUGAGUCUUUGCUGCUUGCUUUCUUGUGCUUUCCAUAGUGUUGCAGUUAGUAUGCAAGAAAAAUGAUCAGGCUGGGAAUGGAGUGCAUAAACUGGAUAUCAGCUGUAGGACAUCUUAUCAAAACAAAGCAUCUGUAGGAUUGUAGUUGAAUGAAUGAAUUCUAAGUGCAGGAACUGCUAGGCUGGCAACAAGUGCUACAAGAUGCCAAGUGAGGUGCUUGAGAGCAGUAGUGGGCUGGAAGACACAGUGCCAAAAGAGAGGAAAUCUGGAAGUCACAGCCCUUGCCAUGGAUCUGUGAGGAGGGCAGUGACAACCACGGUCACCUUUGAUGGAGAAGCCACUAUGGACCGGAGGAAAAAGAAGAAGAAAGAGUCCCGUCCUGAGUCAGUAAUAGUGUAUAGGUCAGAGAAUGAGAAUAAAGUGGAAGAGGAGCAAGCAGAUGAAGAAGGAGGGGAAAGGAGUUCUGAGGAAGGCUCCAAGUUCCUGGGUCAGUCCGUGACUGAUGGUGUCUGGAACAUGCCUUCAGACAGCCGAUACGUCACCUUGACUGGAACAAUCACCAGAGGAAAGAAGAAGGGCCAGAUGGUGGACAUCCAUGUCACGCUAACAGACAAAGAGCUGCAGGAACUGGCUAAGUCAAAGGAACCUCCUAAAGAAAAUGUACCUGAGAAGAAAAAAUGUGAUGUUGGGUUGGACAGAGGACCCCACAUUGUCCUCUGGACCAUCAUCUGCCUCCCCAUCGUUUUUGUAGUAUCCUUUGUGGUUUCAUUCUACUAUGGAACCAUUACAUGGUACAAUGUCUUCUUGGUGUACAAUGAAGAGAGGACCUUCUGGCACAAAAUCACCUUUUGCCCCUUUUUGAUCAUCUUCUACCCAAUUAUAAUCAUGGUUGUGUCUUUUUCCCUAGGUCUGUACUCAGCUGUGACCCAGGUAUCAUGGUCCUUUGGGGACUGGUGGCAUGCUGUCAGGGACAUGGAGAAGGGCUUCUGUGGCUGGCUCUGCAGCAAGUUAGGUUUGGAAGAUUGCUCUCCAUACAGCAUUGUUGAGCUGCUAGAUUCUGACAAUAUCUCAGGUAGUCUCUCUGGCAAGAGCUCUGCACAGGGGGUUGAUACUUCAGCAGUCUGAGCUUCCGUUCUGGUUGACUAUUUUUGUCAUAUGCGAGUGGUUUUCAUCUUGAAAAUGACACUGAUUUUUAUAAAUAUAUAUAUAUUUAAAAACAAACUUAAA